Gregarina niphandrodes is the source of this 594-nucleotide messenger RNA. Its product is annotated as K+ channel tetramerization domain protein. The record is from RefSeq and is a predicted model, not a curated record. Gene Ontology annotation, biological process: protein homooligomerization. NCBI's taxonomy places the organism in Eukaryota, Apicomplexa, Conoidasida, Eugregarinorida, Gregarinidae. The transcript has a single exon. The annotation marks the transcript as partial.
GUAGAGGGCGAUCUGGCAGAGGCGAUGAAGAGAAUUGAGGAGGAGAAUCGUCGGGUAAGGAAUAUUAAGUUGAGCCAAAGUCGCAUGGUGGAAUUUAACGUAGGAGGACAGUUGUUUCAAACGAGCCGGAGCACGGUCGAGAGUCAAAGAGGAUCACUCCUAUGUGAUCUUAUUAGUGGAAGACAUGAAGGCAUCAGCAUGCCUAUCUUUAUUGACCGUGAUCCUGCGUUAUUCAGCUUAAUAUUAAAUUUCCUUCGAAACCCAUAUUGGUUACCGAUUGCUAGAGAUAUUACGGAAUCGGAAAGACUGGCACUGGAGGCACAGUAUUUUAGAUUGGAAUUUUUGCCCUUCCCGCUGGCAGUUGUAUUAGGAGGUCACGAUGGCGUCACCUUCUUGAAUGAUGCCGAGCUUAUACAGCUAAACCAUUUUAGGAAGCUCCGCGAGCCCCCAUCUUCCCCAGAGGAUCCGAAGUCAAGCGCCUUGAUGCAGGUAGCAAGGACUACGGGAGGGAAGAAUACAGCUAUAAUAAAGAAGAACAUAUUAAAGAUGAAUCCAGCUAUAGUGGCUGCAACAAAGUACGCUGCAACAAAGUAG